Messenger RNA from Dentiscutata heterogama, 223 nucleotides. The record is from the annotation of a GenBank genome assembly. Lineage: Eukaryota; Fungi; Glomeromycota; Glomeromycetes; Diversisporales; Gigasporaceae.
AUGGAUAAAAUUGAUGAUAAUAAGAAUGAGAUUUAUAAUCAUAGGGUUUAUGAUGAUGAGAUAGAUAUUUUUAAGAAUAACAAUUAUAAUAGUAAAUUAAUCGUUCCAAAUAAUUCUGUCUCUGUAUUAUUAGUUUUAGAUUCUUCAAUUACCAAUUCAAGUGCCAAUUUAGGCACAAAUUUAAGUACUAAUUUAAGUGCUAAUUCAAGUACCACCAAUUCAA